Medioppia subpectinata is the source of this 2538-nucleotide messenger RNA. The record is from the annotation of a GenBank genome assembly. Lineage: Eukaryota; Metazoa; Arthropoda; Arachnida; Sarcoptiformes; Oppiidae.
AUGAGUACCGCUGUAGAGUACGCGCGGCCGGAGACCCGACGAAAGCCCGUAUACGAUAUGAUGGACGACAUUGUCAUCAGUGGUAUCGCCGGAAGAUUUCCCGAAUCCGAUAAUAUGGACGAAUACGCGGACAAUCUGUUCAAGAAUAUAGAUAUGGUUACCGAAGAUGACAGACGAUGGCCUAUAGACCUAAACUCAGGAAUCGUGGGAAGAAGUGGCAAAUUAAAAGAGAUCGACAAAUUUGAUUCAGUCUUCUUCAGCACAUUUGGUCUGUUGGCGGACGCGAUGGACCCGCAGGCGAGGAUCCUCUUGGAGACCACUUAUGAGGCCAUUUGCGACGCCGGUAUUAACCCGCAAACACUUCGGGGCAGUCGUACCGGUGUUUAUGUGGGCAUCAAUACAGUGGCGUGUGCCGACGGUUACCCGCAAAACGAUUUCGACGACUGCCGCCGGAAGGAGGCGGCCCUCUGGGUGUACGGCACGUCCAAAGCGCUGUACGCCAACCGGAUCUCCUUCAUGUUCGACCUGCACGGGCCGUCCACUCUCAUCGACACCGCCUGUUCCUCCUCUAUGGUGGCGCUCCAGAACGCGGUGGCGGAGAUGCGGACCGGCAACUGCGAGAUGGCCAUCGUGGGCACCGGCAAUCUGGUUCAGGCGCCCUUCUCGAACCACGUCUACACCUCUAUCGGUUUGUUGGCCUCCGACGGCAAGUGUAAGGUGUGGGACAAACGGGCCGACGGUUUUGUCCGCUCGGAGACCGUCGGUUGUCUUCUCCUACAGCGCCGCUCUCAGGCCAAGCGAGUCUACGCCACUGUAGUCCACGCAAAGACCAAUACCGAUGGGUUUAAGUCCAUCGGACUCUUCUCGCCGUUUUGGUUACGACAGAGAGAUCUGAUGAUCGAGACGUACGAAGAGGCGGGCGUCGACCCCAAAGAGAUCAAGUUCUUUGAAUCGCACGGCACCGGCACUAAUGUCGGCGAUCCUCAAGAGGCCAAAGCCAUCGCUGAUGCCUAUUGUCAGGACAGAAAGGAGCCGUUACUGUUGGGAGCGGUGAAGAGUAAUUUGGGUCACUCGGAGGGCUCGUCGGGUCUGAACUCAAUCGGUAAAGUGAUCGUAAUGUUUGAGAAUAAGAGCAUUCCGGCCAAUCUUCACUUCCAAGAGGCCAAACCCGAGAUCGAGGUCGUCGUCAACAACAUCUUGAAGCCGGUGCUGAAGAACACGCCGUUCGCCGGCGGUAUAGUCGGUGUCAACUCUUUCGGCGUCGGAGGGGUUAACGCACACGCGUUGCUUAAAUCGUGGGACAAGGAGGCGGACCCCGACAUCUUCAACAUUGUGACCCCCAUCCCGAGAUUGGUCAACGCCUGCGGUCGCACUCCGGAGGCCGUCAAUCAUAUCUUUGAUUUCAUUGAGAAAAACCCUCUGAAAGUGAACCGCGAGUUCUUGGCUCUGAUCGGCGAACCCAUGAAAUCUCAGGCGCCGAAAGGGUCGGCCGGUUUCCCACACAGGGGUUACCUCGUUAUCAAAGAGGAGACACUGGGAGACGGCACCAAACAGUUGACAUAUAACCGCACCAUCAACGCCGCCGGCCGCACAAACCAGAACUGGUUGUGUUUCUCAGGAAUGGGCAGUCAGUGGACAGGAAUGGCCCGACCGUUGAUGGCUAUACCGACGUUCGCCGAGUCGCUGAACGCCUGCGCGGAAGCGCUUAAACCGUUAAACUUUGAUCUCAUGAGUCUUCUGCUCAGCGACGACAAGGAAGAGCUGAAGAAGAAUGUGACGAAUCCAUUCGUGGCCAUAACGGCGAUGCAGAUCGCGCUCUACGAUCUGCUCUGUCUUCUGGACAUUCAAUUCGAGGGCAUAAUUGGCCACUCGUUCGGUGAAGUCGCCUGUGCUUACGCUGACAAGUGUCUCACUCGGGAACAGGCAAUACUCACCUCCUAUUGGAGGGGUAAGAUUGUAGAGUCGGCCAAAUUGCCACGAGGAAUGUUGGCGGCGGUCGGCCUGUCGUGGGAGGAGACAAUCAAACGCUGUCCCGACGGAAUCGUCGCCGCGUGUCAUAACGGAUCCGAUUCGGUGACCAUAUCUGGUCUGUACGACAAUAUGCUUAAGUUUAUCGAUCAGUUGAAGUCGGAGAACGUGUUCGUGAGACCCGUAGCCGGCGGUGACUUUCCCUAUCACAGCCCGUUCAUGAAUUUGGUGGCGCCUCAGCUCUUGGCUCAACUCAAUCGCGUGAUUCCACGCCCACCGGAGCGAUGCCCGACGCCUCGUCUAUCAGUUUGUGUGCGCCCUCUUCUGUGGUCGCGUUCACCAACCAUCCAAUACGACAGCUCCAGACCGAAGCCUCCCAGACCUCCGUUGUGUCACAACGAGAAGAAACCAAACCUUCGAGGGAUGAAACCAUGUUCUGGUGGUCGCCUCCACUGUCAUCGGGUUUACAUUGAGUGUCACUUUGUCUCGUUCUUCGUCUCUGAUUUUAAUGAGAACUUUGCCGACAACAAACGGUCAUCAGUACAUAGCCUUCCGCAGAAGCCGGAGUAA